Daldinia caldariorum is the source of this 2550-nucleotide messenger RNA. RefSeq names its product MFS general substrate transporter. The transcript is spliced from 4 exons. Lineage: Eukaryota; Fungi; Ascomycota; Sordariomycetes; Xylariales; Hypoxylaceae. Gene Ontology annotation, cellular component: membrane. Gene Ontology annotation, biological process: transmembrane transport. Gene Ontology annotation, molecular function: transmembrane transporter activity. The coding region runs from base 1 to 1881 and encodes 626 amino acids. The record is from RefSeq and is a predicted model, not a curated record.
AUGACGAGCAGUGCGCAGCCCGUGAAGGGGGACAGUAAGCCGAUCGUGCUUAUAGACCAAGAUGACCAAGAUGACCAAUGGGAGGGAGCAACAGAGACGAGUCCGCUGGUCGGCGAAAGUUCAAGCUCAAGCGGAAGUGACAGUGAUAGUGUAACAGAAGACAACAGCAAUGUGAAAGGCCAGGGGAGUUGGAUAGGCCACGAAGAUUUCGUCGGAUUCCCAUGGUGGAAAAGACCGUCGGUGUACUGGCUUUUAGCACCUUAUCUCCUAUUUUCCCUUGCAUUUGGCGGUAUCAUCGUUCCGAAGCUCAAUUUAAUUGUCCAUUUGAUAUGUCGUACUCACUUCACCGACCGCCAACAGCUUGAGCCAAAUCCUAUAAACCCUUUAGGUCCCUUAGGCGCCGAUAAUGACUUAUGCACAAGCGCUCCUGUCCAGAAGCAGGUUGCUGUUUUCACGCUUGUACUAAGCGCCCUCACCGGCGCUCUAAGCGCGAUCACGGCACCAAAGCUAGGCUCACUAUCUGACCGGUAUGGCCGAAAGCGCCUGAUGGUGAUGGCUUCAUGCGGCGGUGUAAUCAACGAGUGUAUUACUAUCUUGGCCGCAAAGUUCCCAGACGUUGUCGGCUACCAUUGGCUGCUCCUGGGUGCAUUCUUUGAUGGCGUAACGGGCUCCUUCACAGCGGGCAGCCUACUGAGUAACUCUUAUACGAGCGACUGCGCCCCUCCAUCUAGACGUGGAGUGCAUAUUGGCUACCUUCAUGCCUGUCUAUUUACCGGAUUAGCAUUCGGACCUCUCAUUGCUGGUUAUUUUGUCAAAUGGACAGGUUCGUUAAUAUUGAUAUUUUACGUCGUUUUGGGUUGUCAUGCGGCCGUCAUCUUGUAUUUCUGGUUUGUUCUUCCUGAGUCGAUAUCGAAAAAGCGUCAGAUGGCCGCACGCCAAAAACACCGCUCUGAGAACGAAGCCACAGCUGUUCAGCUUAGAUCGACCCUUCCGGAUUCGCUUCACGUCUUCAUUGGGCCGCGGGCUGCGUCAUUUAUUGACGAUCACAUGGGAACUUGGCUUCCCGCACUUAUGAGCGCCAACCCAUUUGCUCCCUUAAAGAUCCUCGUCCCCAGUGGGCGGGACAAUGGUCCCCUGCGACGCAAUCUGAUCAUCCUUGCUUUCAUCGACACGAUUCUCCUGUCCGCUGCAAUGGGUGCCGGCACUGUCAUCGUGCUUUACUCUGAGUUUAUGUUUCAUUGGGACACCCCAGAAGCCUCGGAAUUUGUAUCGGCGGUUAGCAUGGCGCGGGUUGUAAUCCUCAUCUGCAUACUUCCAGCCAUCAACUACGUGUUCCGUGUUCUACCACUACGCCGCCAAAGGCGUGAAAACGGCGGCGUAAAUGUGAUCGAGACGAAUUCUGGGGCUGAUAACCUGGAUAUAUGGCUUUUGCGUUUUGCUCUCCUUAGCGAUGCUAUAGGUACCUUCGGCUUUAUAUUCGUACGCUCGCAGGAACUAUUCGUCCUCUGUGGUCUGGCUACCGCAUUUGGCGGCUUAGCUAGUGCUACUAUUCAAAGCGCGAUCACGAAGCACGUCCCGGCUCACCGUAUGGGCUCUCUAUUGGGAGCCACAGGCUUGUUACAUGCGCUUGGAAGGGUCGUUGCUCCUGCGCUUUUCAACGGCAUUUAUGCCGGGACGGUCGAGACUUUCCCGCAGGCUUUCUUCGUCUUAUUAACUUCGCUGUUCGGGCUGGCAAUACUUGGCAGUUUCUUCGUGAGACCCCACUUACAUGUGAAAGACGACGGCUAUAUUGCAGUCCCGGUCCGAGUCCCUCGCGAUGCUCAGGAUCCGGAUGUCAUGUCUGAUGAAGAGAUUCUUAGUGGGGCCUUACCCCGAGUUUAAAUAACAUACUACGUUUAUACAUAUAAUAUUGCAGCGGCAACCGCUUAUAUAUGACACGAAAUAUGUCAGUCAAAGAUUUGUUAGUAGGUCGGGUUAUAUGAUUACGACUAUUCGUAAUGUUUUUGACAAUGGAAUAUGUAUCUAUAUACGUUGGUAUAUGUUUCUUGGAACUGGCACUUAGCUGGCACAUUUUCAGCCGGCAAUGCACCGAUAUACGUAGAAGGUGUGUAAUACUGUUCUAUUUUAGAUUUUUUAUAGUAGUAUUUCUAGUAUUUGCGCCGUUGCUGGUUGACUUGGUGCCUAGGUCAUCUACCUACCUAAGGUACCUGUAAACUUAAGCCUUCGAACUAGCAAGGCAGGCAGAGGAUUCGAAUCUAUAGAAAUCUUGACGCGCGCGGUGAUGCAGUAUGCUUGAAUAUGUUCAAUCUCCCAGGUCACACAUAGUCUAUACCCGGCGCUACUUGAUAUCGAUCUACCUGAAGCGCCACACUUUAUAUGUACCGCCAAAUCCGCUCCUAGUACACUUCUUUCACCCUCCAACUAACGGCCAAGACUCGGGCGCCAAGGAAACAGCUAGUUGAAAUGGCAUACGAUAACGCCGCGAAGAGGAUAAGCGCCAGCCAGCCUUGACGCUCGUCGCUACCCAUCUCCAGCAAUGCGCCGGCGAUG